This is a messenger RNA of Symbiodinium necroappetens, 1050 nucleotides long. Lineage: Eukaryota; Dinophyceae; Suessiales; Symbiodiniaceae. The record is from the annotation of a GenBank genome assembly.
GACUGGCAGAAGAUGGACGACAGCUGGAGGCCAACAAGAGGCUGGUUAAGCGACGGGACGAGCAGAUCACGCAGAUGAUGCUACUGCUCGAGAAGGUUGACAUGUCCAAUCUGACGAAAGCCGUGGCGGAGCUGAGCCAUGUGAUCCAAGCAGAGUUACCCCAUGCCGUGGCGUGUCUGAACAUCCAUGUCCUUCCCGGCCUCUCCCAGGGCGGAAACAAGCAAGUACGUCUGGCCAUGUCAGGAGACCCCCAGCUUUGUGCUGCAUGGCAUCAGCGCAGGCAGCUCCAGGGUAGCAAGCACCUGGGUCAAGGGGCGGUGGCACAUUUCCACUCUCUCCGAGACACCACGAGUGUAGAACAUCAGGAGAAGAUGACUGAGCUCGUGUCCUUGCACUCCCAUUCAGAGUCGGGCUUCUUGCUGGAUUUGCCCAGCGAUUGGGUUCGCGGUUGGCCAGAGGGUGCCACGAGCUUCCCGCAACACGCGGGAUCCCUGUGGUAUGAUUUUGCAGCCGUCUGGGGGCCGGUGAAGGAGGCCUGCAUGAUUCGCACGCAGGAUCCGGCCGUGGUGCACUUACUCUUCGACUUUGGCAGCCAAGGCCAGGGCGCCAAAUGCCUCUUUGAAUUGCUCACGGACCGCUAUCUCUACAACCCCUUUGCGCAGAGCCAGACCUACCCGGUUCGCUGUGCCUUGGGUCACUUCCAGGAUCUGAGGCUGCAGCUGCUGCCAGAGACAGCCGAUAGUUCGGCUGCAGUCCCUGGCACCUUCGAGCUCCGACGCGUGCAUGGGGAGGAGAUGAAGACGCCGCAGAUCAUUCGCGUGAGCCCGCAGCGCCGCGUGAAGCUCGGGCGAGCCGAGGAUGCUGCUGACAUCGCCCUUCAACUCGCUCACAUCUCCAAGGUGCACGCAACCUUGCAGGUCAUCGGAGAACGGCUCUUCAUCCAGGACACCUCUGUGAACGGCACGUGGGUGAAUGAACGGCGCAUUGCCAAUGGUGUAAAGGUGGAGCUGAAGCUACGGGACAGGAUCUCCUUCUUGCCCUCCUACACCA